This is a messenger RNA of Boleophthalmus pectinirostris (great blue-spotted mudskipper), 3426 nucleotides long. It is a transcript of the gene ttc7a, whose product is annotated as tetratricopeptide repeat domain 7A. NCBI's taxonomy places the organism in Eukaryota, Metazoa, Chordata, Actinopteri, Gobiiformes, Gobiidae. The record is from RefSeq and is a predicted model, not a curated record. Gene Ontology annotation, biological process: protein localization to plasma membrane; phosphatidylinositol phosphate biosynthetic process. Gene Ontology annotation, cellular component: plasma membrane. Gene Ontology annotation, molecular function: protein binding.
CAGUCCGCCGUCACUCCCAUCGUGUCCGGGGACUACUCGCACCAGUACGGGCUCCAUCAGCGGGACAAGGCGGCCAUGGCAGUCCGCAUCUCCUUCACUCAGGUCCGGGUCGAAGCGGAGCUGGAGCGGUACCGGGCCGAGUGCCAGUGGGAGCGGAUCCCGGCGGCGGUGGAGCACAUGCUGGCGGCGCGCAUACACGAGGACGAUGACUAUGGCACUCUGCUGUUGGCUGAGUCUCUGCUGGAGGAGUGUCUUCAGGACAACAUGGAGAUGCUCAGACGGUGUAAACCUCUGGAAGACAAGACUCUGCCCAAACUGAGCCGUGCCAAAGCUCUACUCAACACAAUCCUGAGCAGAGGACGUCUCACGCCCAGAUACCUGAACGAGGCUCUGCUGCUGAUGGCGAAGGUGCAUUAUGUCCAGGGCAGGUACAGAGACGCUCAGGGCAUGUGUGCGCGGGUUGGACUGGAGGAGCUCACCCAGGACGACCAGCCUGUGUACCACCUCAGACUGCUCGCCGAGGCUUUUGUUAUUAAAGGUCUGUCUCUGGGACAUCAGACAGUGUCCGGCGUGUCCCGAGUCCGUCUGUCCGAGCGAGAAGAGGAGAGUCUGUCCUGUUUCCUCAAAGCCUGUGAUGCUGCUCUGUCUUUUCUGCAGGAGCUGGAGAAGAACGUCACCACGCCCCAUGUAAAAACACCCAAAUCCCACAGCCCUCUGCCCCCUCCAGCCGAGAUGGAGCUGGGGUACUUCCUCCAGGCCGCACUGCAGAGCGCCUACCUCUGCCUCCUGCACCGGGGGCAUCUGGCUCAGGGUGCCCAUCAGCUCAGGAGGGUGAUGAGGGUGGUCGAGUCCCGUGGAUCCCAAAGCUUCAGGAAGUCUGCAGCGAGGAAGUUAGCAGAGGUUUUGCUGAGCUCUGUGGGUGAGGACAGCUACUGGCCUCCUCUGGGCCCCCCUCCAGCGUCCUGGCUCCACAGAGAGGGGGCCGCAGCCUCUAAAGACGCCAUCUACCCCACGGUCAAGCCCCCACAGCGCUACAACACAGAGGGGUGCUUCUGUCCCCAAGACGUGGUAGAGGAGGCCGUGCUGCUGCUGCUCAUCACAGAGUCAAUGACGUCGGCAGAGGCGGUGCUCAGCCGAAUGCCUGAUCAGGAUGAGGCUCGACAGGCCAGUCUGCAGGACGCCUCCUCUGUGUACGACCUGCUCACUAUCGGCAUGGCCAGGAGGGGGCAGUACUCCAUGCUGUCUGAGUGUCUGGAGCGAGCCAUGAAGUUCUCAUACAACGAGUUCCACCUGUGGCACCAGCUCGGCCUGUCCCUCAUGGCAGCGGGGAAGGGGGCUGCAGCUGUGUCCGUUUUAAAGGAGUGUGCGCGGAUGAGACCAGAGGACCCUUCACUGCCGCUGCUCGCUGCUAAAAUCUGCAUCGGACAACUUCACUGGUAUGAGGAGGCUGUGUCCCUGUCCCAGAGGGUGGUGUCCAUGGGGGAGGAGGCCGGAGAGUUCCUGCCCAGAGCCUACCUGGCUUUAGGGCUCUGCUGCAGCCUGCAAGCCUCCGAAGCCUCUUUAAAAGCAGACCGGGAUAAUUUUAACAAGCGAGCUCUAAAGGCGCUUAACAAAGCUCACUCGCUGGACCCUCAGGAUUCACAGAUUGCGAUGUAUCUGGCUCUACAACUCGCCCUUGUUCGUCAGGUCUCUGCCUCCAUGGAGCCCCUGCAGAUGGCGCUGUCUCUUUGUGGAGAGGACUUGCACUCGCUCCAUCUGCUCGCUCUACUCCUCAGCGCCCAGAAGCACCACAGACACGCGCUGGACACGGUCACUCUGGCACUGACGCAGCACCCUGACAACUUCAAUUUGCUGUUCACAAAGGUGAAGUUGGAGGAGGCGGUCCUGGGUCCGGCUGUGGCUCUUCAGACCUGUGAGGAGAUGCUGCAGCGCUGGCAGAGUCGCUACGACACCAUGAGACAGAUGAGAGCAGAUGAGAGCAGCAGUAUCCCUGUCCCAGACCGACCUGAGCCCAGUCCUGUCCCUGGUCCACGGAGACCCUCCUUCCAACUGCUCACUCUCCCAGACUUUCAGGACGGCUCCACAGGUUCCAUGAGCCCCCCGUCUGUGGCUGUGUCCCGUCUGGACGCUGCUCUGUCUGAAGUGUCUGACGUGAGCUCCACGCGACGCCACGGCCCCACCUACAUCUGGACCACCCUUGAGCGCAUCUGGCUCCAGGCUGGUGAGCUGUUCAUGGCGGAGGGUCGUCUGAAGGAGGCGCACUUCUGCAUCUCUGAGGCCAGUACUCUGUUCCCAAACUCCCACUCGGUGCUGCUGCAGAGGGGGCACCUGGCCGAGCUCCGCGGGCAAACCCAGGAGGCCAAGAGUCUGUAUGAGGAGGCCCUGGCCAUCCACCCGACCGGGGAGAAGAUCCUGGUGCAUCUGGGCCGUCUGUUGGUGAAGAGUGGGAGUGUGCUUCUGGGAGAGAAGGUCCUGCGUGAUGCGGUGCAGGUGCACAGUACGUCCCAUGAGGCGUGGGGGGGUCUGGGGGAGGCUCUGCAGGCCCGAGACUGCAGCCAGGCUCCGGACUGUUUCCUCACGGCCCUGGAGCUCGAAGCCUCCAGCCCCAUCCGCCCGUUCACCAUCAUCCCACGAGAACUGUGAAACAUGUACCUCCAAACCGUCGUGCAUCAAGAACUGUGAAAUAUACCACCACUAAAGAGGUACCAACCAUCUAACCAAUCAACAACUGAAUUUAUCCAGUCCACUUUAUUUCUAUAGCACAUUUCACAAACAGUUUCCAAAGUGCUACAACAAUAAUAAAAUGAUAAAAAUAAAUGCUCAGAUUUAAUCAUACUAGUUUUAAAAUAAUAAAACCAGUAAAAUAAAAUAAGAGCAAAAUCACAGAAUAGCAAUAAAUUAAUAAAUAAAGCCAAUAAAAUACAUUAAAAAUCAAUAAAAUAAAAGACACAGACACUGUUAAAAGCCAGAGCGUAAAAGUGGGUUUUAAGACGAGACUUAAAACUUUCCACUGUGGGGACUGUUCGGAGUGUUUCAGAGUUUGGGGCCGACCACAGAGAAGGUCCAGUCCCUCCUGGUUUUAAGUCUCGUUUUACGCACCACGAGCUGGAGCUGGACCUCAGACCUCAGAGCACGCGUGGGGGUGUAAAUCUGGAUGAGGUUUGAGAUGUAUUGUGGGGCCAGUCCAUUCAAAGCUUUAAAAACAAACCAUAAAAUCUUUAAAUCAAUUCUAAAAUUAACAGGAAGCCAGUCCAAAGACGCAAGGAUUGGUGUAAUGUGCUCUCUUCUUUUGGUUCCUGUUAAAAGUCUGUAGUCAGUAAUGUGCGUUUUGUGAGAUGCUAGAAUAAAGCGCAUUUAUUUAAUUAAUUUAAUUAAAUUUAUUAUUAUAGUUAUACGGCCCCAAUAAUCUGUUAAUUUGACCCAUGA